This is a messenger RNA of Paramecium pentaurelia, 2036 nucleotides long. Lineage: Eukaryota; Ciliophora; Oligohymenophorea; Peniculida; Parameciidae. The record is from the annotation of a GenBank genome assembly.
AUGUUCUAAACCCGCCCUCAUUUGCCAUCUUAUGCCACAUCUCAAUCUGCUUAUAGGACGUAAUGUAAUCAUUUUGUAAUAUAAAUCAGUUCAUAAUAAAGCAGGAAGUGAAACAAGGAAAGCAAUUGAUCACUAUUCCUAUGCUAUUAAUGAAGAAAUAGGAAGAGGAUUUAGUAGUAGAGUCUAUAAAGGAAGAGAUGAGAACACAGCAGAAAAUGUAGCUGUUAAAGUAACAUAAUUACUUAAAGUUGAGGUUAUUGAUAUGAAGAUGGUGAAGCAAUCAAUCCAUUCCCAGCUAUUAAAAAAUGAAAUCAAUGCACUUAAAGCCUUUAACCAUAAAAAUAUUAUGAAACUCUAUGAUGUAUUUUAAACCUAAAAUAAUACUUAUAUCAUAACAGAAUUUUGUGACUCGGUAAUGUCUCAUAUAUAAUUCAGGGUGAUCUAAACAAUUACAUCAGAAAGAAAGGAAGAAUAGAGGAAUCUGAAGCUAUAAGAAUAUUGUAAGCAGUAGUUAGUGCAUUAAAUGAAAUGAAUAAGAAAGGUUAUAUCCAUAGAGAUAUAAAACCAGCUAACAUUUUACUAAAUGACAAUCAACCAAAAUUAGCUGAUUUCGGAUUUGCAGUCCCUGCUUAUGAAGCUAGAAUCUAAGGCAGAAACUUUAAUGUAGGAACUCCUUUAUAUAUGUCUCCUUAAGCUUUGAGAUAGUAAGGACACACUGAAAAAGGAGAUGUUUGGGCAAUUGGUAUUGUAUUUUUUGAAAUGCUAUAUGGUAAUGCUUUAUUGAUAUUGAGAUAGGCAGAACACCUUAUAAUGCAUCAUCUGAAGCAGCUCUAAUUUCCAACAUUUAACAUUAAUAAUUAGUUCUACCUUCUUCCCCUAUGGUCUCUGAUGAAUCAAAGGAUUUCAUUCGUAAAUGUUUGUAGAUAGAUGAAUUUAAGAGAUGGCGAGUUAAGGAUAUGAUAGAGCAUACUAUAAUGCAAUCAAGAAAUUUAAGUCCAAUUGAAAAAAGAAAACCCUUAAAACAAAUUCAAAAUAUCACUUUACCAACUGAAAACUCUUAAGUAAAGAAAAUUAAAAGAAGUCAAAGUUAGAACAUUAAAGAUAAUGCAAUCAGAGAUUUCAAACCUCAAUAGAUAGAGGAUAAGCGUAAAUUACAUGAAGAAAAUCAAAAAAAGCUUGAAGAAUAAAUAUAGCGAUCUUCAAGUUAAAACUAAUUACUUUUACCUUAAAAAAUAGUUAAAACAAAUGCUUUUGAAGAAUAAGUGUAACCUACUCCUCCUUUAUAGAAAUAAAAAUCUAUAACUUUAGAUUUUAAAUAAAAUAACGAGAUUUUAUUCUGUUAAAUCAAUUUCUGUCGUUUCCUUUAUAAAUUUUCUUAACAUUUAGCUAGUUUUAAAGUAUUCCCUACUGAAAUCAGAGAUAAAUUGUUAUUUUUAAUGGGUAAAAAUAUGGCAAUUAAAAUAAAUAAGUUAUCCACCAUCUUAGAUAAAGAGAAUAAAACAGAAAAUAUAUUCAAUUUGAAUGAUUUUGAAAACUAUAGAAAAAGUGAAUCUUAUAAAAGAUUCUGUUAAGCAAUUUCAGAAUAUCAAGAUAAAUAUUUGAGACAUUUUGAAAAAACAUUAAAAUUAGCUAAUAAAAAUAGUAUAUAAUUUUAUUAAUACUUCAUUAGAUUUCCAAAAAGAUGCAAUUAUUGGAAUAUUAUGUAAUAAUCAUCUACUAGAAUCAGAUUCCUUUUACAAGACAGCUUUAUAGUAUUUGAGAUUGAGUAUAACAGAAAUUAAAUAGAAUUUCUAAUUUAUUAAAUUUGAUAAACAAGACUAACUUUUACCAGAAGAUGUAAAUAUAUAAAUAUAUAUAUAUAGUUAUAAAUGCAUGCAUUUAUCUUACAAGGAUUAAUAGGUUAUUAAGAUUUGAUACAAAAGGUGUUAGAUUAUCCCACAGAUUAUAAAUAGUUUUAAAAGGCUUCCCAACCAGAACUUUAUAUAGAAAGAAAACCGGGAUCUAUUAGUUAUAGUUAAUUAGAACAAUUAAUAUGA